AUGCCUGGCUACAAGUUCAAAGGCGAAGGAUUGUGUGACGAGCUCUUUGCAGGGAUAUCACAGACUCUCGACGAAGCUGGUGUCCCCAGUAUAUUGUGGAGCGAGUAUUUGCUGACGCUCUACGGAGUUCCUACUGUUUACUGGUCAGCCGACUUCAUUGUGCCCGACGACAAGAUAUCUACCGCCUAUGAAGCUCUUCGCGAAGCCGGAUUUCCCGAAUGUAGCCAGUUUGCCGACUGCAGACUCUGUGAUAAAACCUCACGGAAAUAUUGGCCGGUUCCACCGGCGCACCUACACAGAGACGACUUCGAAGUCAUUUCUCUUUUCAAAAAGUCGGAAACGCUUUGGAACUUGUCGAGUUUCGAGGUAGACCGAUCCAACGGAGAAUUGAUGUUUGCCUCAGACCCUCUACUCCCUCAUACAAAACAAGGGGUCGGGAGAAUGACCGGAUUUGCGCCUGACCUGCACCCUGUCCGCAUACCUACCCCGGCGUAUGGUACAGAGGCUGUCAUCAAACUAUCCUUCCGUGAUGAAGAAGUCGACUAUGCCUGGGAUAUUCUGUAUGGGUAUAUGGCAGAAUACGUGGAUAGGUCAGACAUCCUGGACAGUCAGAAGGAUCUUAAGCCGGAGUUUCGACCUCUAAUGCGCUGGCUAAACUCCACUGGCCUUACCCCGGCCGAGGACAUCAACGCCGAUGGUAAAUGCAUAUCGAAGUUGGCCAUGUUCAAAAAACUUGAGGACAUUCUGAAGUCCCAGAACGAGUUGAAACCGCCUCUUGUGUGA
Capronia epimyces CBS 606.96 is the source of this 783-nucleotide messenger RNA. RefSeq lists its product as uncharacterized. The transcript has 2 exons. The record is from RefSeq and is a predicted model, not a curated record. NCBI's taxonomy places the organism in Eukaryota, Fungi, Ascomycota, Eurotiomycetes, Chaetothyriales, Herpotrichiellaceae. Bases 1 to 783 code for a protein of 260 amino acids.